Messenger RNA from Ilex paraguariensis (yerba mate), 174 nucleotides. Lineage: Eukaryota; Viridiplantae; Streptophyta; Magnoliopsida; Aquifoliales; Aquifoliaceae. The record is from the annotation of a GenBank genome assembly.
UUUGUGCAAUUCUUCAAGCAAAUGGAUAAGGUGCUCUACUUUAGUGGUCAAGUCAACUCAAGUGAAGAAGAGACAAGUGGCCUUCAAGAGGACUCCUUCAAGUCCAAGGCCCAAAUACGUAGCCAAGAAGAUGAGAACAAGUUUCUCCCUGACCAAAUGCGUUUUCUUCUUUAG